CCAUGAUGCACCUGACCGUCCUGGUUUCCCUCCUAACAGUGGCAGCSUGCAGCGAAAAUACCACAUUCUCUGAACCUAAUUCAAAACCAGUGACAACCACAACUUCACACUUCAGCUCUAGCUUUGUAACAUCGCCCACCGUGAAAACCAGCACAGUCGCUCCCCUGGCUCAAACAACCUCAUCAUCAUCAUCAACCUCAUCAUCAUCAACCUCAACAAUAUCAUCAACGACACAUCAGAACACCACUCAUGUCACUUCAGCUUCACCGACAACACCCAGAACAGAGGGAUCCAACCCAAGCACUACUGCUGUUGUGAAUACUACAAGCAGCCAGGCGUCCAAUGGGAAGACGACUCAGGAAACAACCAUCCAGUCAAUGACAGAAUCACAAAAUGCCACGGGGAGUACCACUGUGAAAGAAUCUCAAAAUGCCACGGGGAGUACCACAGCAAACACAACCAGUCCAGCUCUCUCCACCGACUGGGGGAGAAACAGCUUGGCACAAAACCCCGGGCUGGUGGCCAUCAUCUGCAUCUUCAGCAUCGUCCUUGCUCUCAUGAUUGUGGUCGUAACGGUCAAAUGCAUCCAGUCGCCGAGGUCCAACUUUGAGAGACUUGAGGAGGUGCCGAUGGGCAAAGUGACUGAAGAGUCUCCGUUUGCUCAUUUCUCCAAAUGACCAGAGGACGCUCCGCAGGACAACAGAGACAACAAACGUUAUUUUUUUAGCACUUUGUCCAGACUUGCAUCAUCUCUGAUCUGUGUAGCUGCUGGUGACUCAUCUAAUCUAGGUUCUGAAACUUGAUCAAAUCUUUUUUUUUUCAUUCUCAUGAAACUUUAUUAAAUGUGAUCCUGGGGAUGAAACUGUAAAAUUAAAAUUGUCCUGAUGCCUUUAGGAACUUUAACAGCUCGGCUACCAUCGGAUUGUCCAAGGAUGUAUGAACUGAGAGUCCUUGUGUUACAGUUUUAAAACCACAUUUGGUAUUUAACUUAUUAAAAACAGAAAAGUUUCAGUUAUUUAAGUGCUGUAAUCAAACUGCUGGGUCUUUAAAUUUAAACUGGGUGAAUAAAAUCCAUUGUUUGCUGUUCUGUAAAAUGAAAAUAUAGUCAGAAACUUAUUCAAAUCAUUCAGGACAAAAAGGGUGUCUACAUUUAAAGUCUGAUUUUGAGUUGGAAUCUCCCAGUUGUGCUGAGACUUKAGCUUUUUAAGAAAUGUAAAAGAAAAUGUUUUAGUGCAACAGUGGUUUAAACAAAUCUGCACACAAGUGGAAAAAGUACAUAAUUUUGAGAAAUUCAAUAAAGGCUUACCAAAAAAAA
Molecule: messenger RNA, 1315 nt
Organism: Austrofundulus limnaeus
Lineage: Eukaryota; Metazoa; Chordata; Actinopteri; Cyprinodontiformes; Rivulidae
Gene: cist1
Product: colon, intestine and stomach enriched 1
Source: RefSeq, a predicted model, not a curated record